AUGGCUGACUUGCUGUGGUACCUCUUGGCUUUUGCGGUCGUCCUGGGGGCGCGUGGGGAUGCAGUGCUCACACGCAAUGAGAACGAGGGCUUGCAGGAUGGACGGCACCAGCGAUUCCCUUGCGUACGUGAGGCGCGGGUGACCAGCUGGGAUCAGGCAGAAGCCUUCAAGAUCAAUCAUGAGCCCUACACCAACGAGAAGAAGGUCUUCAUUCGGAAGGGCGAAGUGGCCCCCCUCACGCAAGUGAGCCUGGCGGAGUUCAAAGCCGAAACCUACUUCGAGGAUCACGACCACGAAGACAUGUUCGAGGUUUUCUACGUCCUCAGCGGCGCCGGGCGCUUUGCGAUCACCGAACGGGGCAGCGACCGCGAGUGGCGGCGCCGGGAAGUCGCCGCGAAGCCGGGCCUCUUCUUGCAUUUGCCUCCUGGAGUGCAGCACGCUGGGCUGACAGACUUGGGAUUUCAAUUUCUGAUGCUGGGCGCAGCUGCAGAGGCGGACUGCAGCAAGACAGCCAUCCUGGGCGAUGCGAACGGGAGCGCAUGCAAGGCCCUCACCAGCUUUCAGGAGCUUCAGGUCGAUGAGGUUGAAGUUAAAGGACUGAAGAAGAACCCGAAGGUGCAACGCAGGACGCUGCUUCCAUCAGGUGGGAUGCCGAAGGUCAUGCGCUUUGAACAUCUUACUGUGCCCAAUGGUGUGAGCUAUGAUGCACCCAGAGAAGCUGGCACUCAGGUCUUCAUCCUCCUCACUGGCUGGGGCGGCAUACGCUUGGGCGUGAAGACUGGCCUCUUCGAGCAUCACGCCGUGGCGUUGGUGCCACAGGUGGGCGCAGAGCAUCCGGUGACCAUCACAGCAGCAAGUCCACAGCUGACCAUGUUGCGCUUGGUCGUGGAGCCCUGCCCCAUCAUUCACGACGAGCUUUAG
Durusdinium trenchii is the source of this 921-nucleotide messenger RNA. The record is from the annotation of a GenBank genome assembly. NCBI's taxonomy places the organism in Eukaryota, Dinophyceae, Suessiales, Symbiodiniaceae.